Laccaria bicolor S238N-H82 is the source of this 603-nucleotide messenger RNA. RefSeq lists its product as uncharacterized. Lineage: Eukaryota; Fungi; Basidiomycota; Agaricomycetes; Agaricales; Hydnangiaceae. The coding region runs from base 188 to 382 and encodes 64 amino acids. The record is from RefSeq and is a predicted model, not a curated record. The transcript is spliced from 2 exons.
AGAUAUCGAUUCAAGUUGACGCGUACUACUGGGUCCCUUCUGGGGUAUCCUAAACGACGCCAACUGGCCAUUCGAGCCCUGUCCGGAGUUCGCCACCUUCAACGCCAACUCCAUCGUACCCCCGGCCUACCCAAUCGACGCUCAGCACAAACGGCUCCUCCGUCGGCACAAACCAUUUCGGCGUUGGAUGGAUGCUCACGAUAAACGUGACACACGGCAGGAAAGCGAGGAUCGCCGUUUUUUCGAGGAAGCUGAUCGGGUGAACACCUUCGAAGCAUGGCCAGGCUUUGCUCAAUGGCUGGCUCAGAGGGUGAUUACCCUCAAUCCCCACAGUCUUUUCUUGAGCAACUUCUUUGAAAGAAAUUGUCGCCUCCGUUCUUGACAUCGGUGGGUGCAAUUUCUACUGCUGUUAGGUCAGGGGCUCGGUGGCCGUUGUGUCAGGCCUUUUGCAGAGUUUUGACUCAGAAUGAAGCAAAGAUGAUGAUGUCGAGUUCGUGCUUCUCACCCAUCUGUUCUCAAGCUGUAUGUAUCCGUGACAUACUAAGUAUCUGUGAUAUUACGAGUCUCUCUAUUCCAGCUCUUUCUUUGCCCAAUGCCCCCUCA